Molecule: messenger RNA, 1169 nt
Organism: Megalopta genalis
Lineage: Eukaryota; Metazoa; Arthropoda; Insecta; Hymenoptera; Halictidae
Gene: Phyhd1
Product: Phytanoyl-CoA dioxygenase domain containing 1
Source: RefSeq, a predicted model, not a curated record
CGGCUCACCUAGUCAUUUCGUAGGAGCAGUCGUCGGCCACGGACGUGUCCGCCGCAAGAAACUCGCUCGGACCAGCGUGCAACGGACCCAGAGACCAACAGAACGCGAAACCGGCUCUUCGACAGACGUAACAAGAUGAAGGACAUCCGGUCACAGUACGAGCGUGAUGGCUUCGUCGUCCUGGAAGAUUUCUUCAAACCGGAAGAGAUCGACGAAAUGAAAGACUGCGUUCAACAGUACCCUAAAAAUAUGCCGCCGGAAAGUGAACGACACGUUUUCAACACGGAGACGUCGCAACAGAGUAAAGACAAAUACUUCGUGGACAGCGCCAACAUAAUCAGGAUGUUCUACGAAAAGGACGCGUUAGACAGUAACGGCAAGUUGAAGGUGGACCCUGAAAUCGCUUUGCACAAGGUUGGUCACGCGCUUCAUUGGCUCAAUCCCACGUUGAAGAAGUACUCGUUCGACGAGAGGAUAAAAGAAUUAAUGUUCCAACUGGAUUACAAAGAACCAGCCAUUUGUCAAUCAAUGAUCCUUUACAAGAACCCGGAAAUAGGAACAGAAAUACUCAUGCACCAAGACGCGACGUACUUGUACACCGAACCGGUCUCGGUAGUCGGUGUCUGGAUCGCUCUGGACGACGCUACCCAGGAGAACGGGUGUUUAUGGUUCGCGGCCGGGUCUCAUAAAAGCGGUGUCCAUCGUCGUUACAUCAGGAACAAAGAGCCAGACUCGAAAGAUCUGUUGGUCUACGACGGCGGGCUUCCGUGCUACCAACUGAGCAGCUUCCGGCCGGUGCCGGUGAAGAAAGGCACCUGCGUCCUCAUACACGGUCAGGUGGUGCACUUCUCGACCCCGAACAGGAGCGGAAAGUCGCGGAACGCGUACACUUUCCACGUGAUCGAGACACAGGACACGGUCUAUACGAAGGAGAACUGGUUGCAACCACCGCCGGAAGGAUUCCCGAAAUUGUACAGGAACUGAGCGACGCGUUCCGGGCGAGACCCUCGGGCGGAAUGAACGUUGUUCGAGCGCUCGAAAAUAUCACGGGGAUACAACGAUGCAGCACCGCUUGUUACUGUGGCUGUGGCCAUUUUUAUUUUUCACAUUAUACAAAAGUUAUUUCUUGUAAUAUAUAGAACUGUUAAUAAAAAAACUGUUAAAUUCAG